UUGGUAGAGUGCAUAAUUUAUGCAUGAUUCGAUCAAAAGAUUCACAGAAAAUCUUUGUUCUUCUUGCUGUUAGUAAUGAUACCAAUAAAACUGCUGAGGUUGUAUACCAGUACGAAAUACCAGCUGGAAUUGGAAGCAAUAAUGAAUUAGACUAUGUUGAUAACUAUCGAAAACUAAAUGAAGAUAAAAUUAAGCUUAUUAAAUGGAAUUUUCACAAACCGAAAGUUGGUGUCUGCUAUUGGCCAUCAAAUGAUGUUUAUGAAUCAACAUCACCAUUGUUAAUUGCAGCUGAUUCUCAGUGUCAUACAUUGGAAAUAUUUUGCGUCGAUGAAUCGCAAAAGAAACAAAAUCUAUUACAUAUUACCGCAGAGUACACUUACGACAUUUUACAAGAAACAGAAAACAUCAAAUUUACAAGAAUAUCUGAUACUAAUUCGUUACUAGCUUAUUCUAUGGAUGGAUCAGUUCAAAUUAUUUGCAUAAAUGAAACUGUUUCACUUCAGUAUUCCGUAAAUAUUCAUGAAUCUGAUUCACGUGGUAUAGUCGCUGCAGAAUUCUGUAAAGAUUUGAAUAGUUUAAUCACAUGUGGUGGAGAUGGUUUAUUAGCCAGAGUUAAAAUAAGUGAAGGUACAAUUACGGAAUCGAAAGUCGGUUCAUUUCCAAGUUUAAGACCAUUACAUGAACAACUAACUAAAUUAAAAGAAAUGGAAAGUUGUGAGAUAACACAAAAUCAAUCACAUUCAAAUGUUAAUCUUUUACAAAAAUCUGAUGUUUUACCAACAUUACCCCAUCAAUCUGGUACAAGCUUUUUAUUAUCUGAUCAACAAAUAUCGGUAGAUGUUGAUGAAGAUACAGAUUUAGAAGAGUUUUCCCAUUAUAAAAGCGAUACUGACUCAAAUGGUAAUACAUGGAUAGAAUCUUGCCAGCUUACUGCUGAAGCUUCAGAAGACUUGAUUUUUGGAGAAACGAAGACAAGCAUUCUUAAUGAAUUGAAUGAAAUCAGAAGUACAGUCAAUGCUAUGGUCAGUGAAAACGAAAGUCUUCCUGAAUUUCAACGUAUUGGCAGGUUGGAAUUUGAGCUAGAUAUUGAUGAACAAAAUGUCAUUUUAGAGAAAACGAAGGAGGAAGUCAACCAGCUCCGAAAAGAAAUAAAAUUAAGAGAUUUAGCAAAACAAUUUACUUGGCAAGCUAUUAAAUCUCAAUGUUGGGAUGAAAUGUUUGUCAAAGGAAGAUGCUUAAAAGCGUUCAAUUUACCAAUUAAAGUUUCAAAUUAUCCACUAAAGAAUAUUACAGACAGUGAAAAACAAUUAAUUAAUACUGUUAUUGCUAGAAUGAAAAUUAUUCAUGCAACAGCAAAAGAAAGAGAAUUAUUGUCUUCACAUUUAUUUCAAUCAAAUGCAUUAAAAAAGCCCAGUCAAGAACAAAAGGAGGAAGUAGAUGAGGAAGAAGAACCAGAGCAAUCAAUAAAUCGAAUUCUUCUUGGAAGUACCGCCAGUGAACAUGAUGGAUCGAUUGAUCAUGGUUAUGGUCAAAUGGAUCUUUAUACACGAACGCAAAAGAUUUAUCAAAUUGUUUUGAUAAAAGAUGCAAUUUAUCGCAUGAAAGAAUCUUUCAAUAAACAGUUCGAUGAAUUCUAUGAAAAGAAGGCGAGUCACCUUUCUGACAUUCAAACUAAAUUAUCAAGAAUACGUAAAAUUCAUACGGAUCUUCAACAACCACAUUUGCUAAAACAUCUCAUUAGUCCAAAAUUUGAUCCUGACGAAGAGCCAGAACAGCUAUUUAUUGUUACAGAUGGUGAGAUAACAGUGGAAAAGUAUUUUUCACCUGAACAGUUAGCUGAAAUCCAAUCGAAACGAUUGGCUGAGGAAGAAAGACAACGUAAGGAAAAGUUGGAUAAUUGGCGUGAAAAAGGUUUGGAAGAAAUGAUGGGUGGUGUGUUAGAGAUUACGAAAGAAGAUGAAUUGAAAAAGGAUAUCCCAAAACCAGCUUUUUUAUUAACUGGUAAACCAUCAGUUCAUUGGACGGAUGAUGAUAAACAAAUAUAUGCAGAAUAUGAACGUAAAGUAAAAGAAUUAAAUGAAGAAAGGGAAAAAUAUAAAAAGUUUUUAGAAGGUGAUUUAAAGAAGAUAUACAAUGAAAUAGAUGAAAUUAAAGAAAAAUUCGAUGAGGAGUUAACUUCUCUAUUUAAUAAAUGGCUACAUGUUCAAGUGGCUAUAUUACAAGAAGAAUUAAAAAUGUGGAGGCUUAAAUGGAUGUUACUUACUGAAGAGGAAUUUAAUAAUAGAGAAUAUGAAUUAAAAGAAUCAAUUGAUGAAUUAUAUAAGAAGGAAGUACAAAUUACCAAAAAUUUAGAAACAGCCAAAUCAAUACUGGACCAAGUUCAACAAGAAACUGAACUUUUGUCUGCUGAUGAUAAAUUAAUGGAAAAAAAUCUUCGAAAAGAAUUCAGUGAUAUACAUGGUCCGUUAUAUGAUUUUAUUGUCAAAGCUUAUAAAAAACGUCCUAAGCACUUCCUUUUAGCUCCUUUGGAGAAAAAGAUUGAUCAAAUUGGAAAGGAUAGACAAUCUUCUAAACAACUAAACCCAUAUAUUGAAAAAAUAUGGCAAUCAUCUCAGUCAAGCAAACAAACUGGCCUACUAGAAGAAAGUCUGGUGGAACUAGAUAAUGACCCUUCACGUGAACAGCAGUCUGGGUGUGAUAACGCCUUAUGGAGUAGGUUGUGCGCAGCAAGACGUCGGAAGAUUAAUAAAGAGUUGGAAAUUAAAUUUGCCACUCAAAAGCUAGAUGAUAUUACAAAUUUUAUUCGUAAACGUGAUCAUGAUUUACAAUCAUUACAUAAGUUAUUAGAAGAAAGAAAAUGUCAAUUAGAUAAUUUAAUAAAAGAUUAUAAUCGAAAUCAAACAAAUUUAGAAUUACAAUUGUUAAUAAAACAAGGAUUUGUUGAAGUUAAUAUUAACCAAUCCACAUUAUUGCAUGAUUAUGACGAUGCAUUAUUGAUACAAAGAGAGCAAGUUGAAGAAUUGAAUAAACAGAUAAUUGUAUUAGGAGAAUCCAAAGUAUCACAUAUGAUAAGAAAUAAAGAAUUUAAAAAACGAUUUUAUCACCUUGAAUGGGAACUUAGUGAAAUGUUAAUGCAUUAUGAAGAUUUACAAACCAAGUUAGGCGAUAUACGAAGAUUUAAAAUAACCAGCGAAAUACGAAAAUAUCUUCAAUCAAAUGAUUAUGAUUCUUUAAUAAAUACACAAAUUACAAAUACUGAACGUACCAUUCAAAUGUUACAAGAAAAUCACGAAAAAACAAUGGCUCAGAAACUUGCUCGUCUUCGUCAAUAUGAAAUACACCAAGGCGAAAAACUUAAGAAAGAGAAUGAAAAGGCUAAGAAAGAAAUAGAAGAAAUGAAUGUCGUUUUACAUGAGACGAAAUUCAUUCAUGAACAAAAUCAUAUGAAAAGUGAUCAUCUCAAUAACCCUCAACUUCGACAUAAACUAUUAAUUCAACAUCAAAAUAUUAUAAAAAAAAUUAAAGAACAAACUAAAGAAUUAAAAAUACUUCAAGCUGAAUUAACUUAUUUACGUCAACAAAAGUCAAAUUUGAAAUUAUAAGUAUUUCAUUAUAUAAUACUUAUAUAAUACAAAUAGUAUAGAAUUCAUUUUUUUCUCUCUUUAAAUUAUUCCAUUCUUUAUCCAUUUCCAUGCGAUUCAAUAAUGAUAUUUGAAAGAUGCAGUGUAAAUUUUCUUUUUUUUUUAAAAAAACAAAAUUUUUAUAUUUUACAGCCAGAUACUAUAAAGUUCAUUGUUAUGAUAUGAUUAUUUAGUACUAUUACACUGGUUUGAAAAUAUCAACUGAUUUGUAACAUGUAAUUAUA
Molecule: messenger RNA, 3865 nt
Organism: Schistosoma spindalis
Lineage: Eukaryota; Metazoa; Platyhelminthes; Trematoda; Strigeidida; Schistosomatidae
Source: the annotation of a GenBank genome assembly